AUGUUGUCCGCCGCCGCACCGUCCUUCCCUUUCGGCUCGAGGGCACUGCUGCCGCCGCCGCCGCGACGCGGCGCGGCCCUCCGCCGGGCGCGCGUCUCGGCGCUCGGCGGGGGCGGCGAGGGGGAGGCGGGGAGGAUACUGGACCCGCGCGCCACGCCCUUCCAGAUCCUUGGCCUGGACGCUACCGCCUGCUACUCUGCCGCCCAGCUCAAGGCCGCCUUCCGCACCCGGGUGAAGGAAUUCCAUCCUGAUGUUUGCAAGAACCCAGAAAACGCAGAUCUAAUAAUCAGACGAGUGAUCGAGGCCUAUCAGAUGUUAUCUGGCAACCAAGAAAUGAUGGUUGAAAGUUUUAUUGUGAGGAACAAUGUUGACCCAUUUGAUGAACCUGAGUGUGAAGCCCGUGACAUAUUUGUAAAUGAACUUCUAUGCAUUGGCACUGGAUGCCCAUAUUCUUGUGUUAAAAGGGCACCUCAUGUAUUUUCAUUUUCAGAUGAUAUUGGUACCGCUCGUGCAUUAUCUCAAGGUAAUGGUGAAGAUGACCUUGUUCAGCUCGCUGUUGGGCAGUGUCCAAGAAAUGUGUUGAUGGCACCUUACGAUCUUGCUGAAGCAGCAGUUCUGGAUUCCCUCCUUACCAAAGCAAAGUUUGAGAAUAACAGGUACAUGAAGCCCAAACGAGGAGCAAAAUCAUCGUCUGAUUAUGUUGAUUGGAUGUGA
This is a messenger RNA of Panicum virgatum (switchgrass), 714 nucleotides long. RefSeq lists its product as uncharacterized. The record is from RefSeq and is a predicted model, not a curated record. The coding region runs from base 1 to 714 and encodes 237 amino acids. The transcript is spliced from 8 exons. Lineage: Eukaryota; Viridiplantae; Streptophyta; Magnoliopsida; Poales; Poaceae.